CCCGUGCGAGGCUGUAGCUCACAGACCCGUCUCCUCCCCAGGGAACGUGGUGGACAGCCAGUCCCCCAGGCUGCUGGCAAACCAGCUCAGAUGGGACCUGACUGCCGAACAGAUAGAGAACAUGGCUGCAGAGCUCACGGAGAGGACCAAGCUGGUGUACGACCGGGUGGGCUCCCAGGAGCAGGGCGAGGUGUCCUAUGAAAACACUCUCAAGGCGCUGGCAGAUGUGGAAGUGGAAUAUACGGUCCGCCGGAACAUGCUGGACUUCCCCCAGCACGUCUCGCCCUGCAAAGCCAUCCGGGCGGCGAGCACCGAGGCCGACAAGAAGCUCUCGGAGUUCGACGUGGAGAUGAGCAUGAGGCAGGACGUGUACCAGAGGAUCGUCUGGCUCCAGGAGAAAGCAGAGAGCGCUUCGCUGAAGCCUGAAGCAAAGAGGUACCUAGAGAGGCUGAUCAAACUGGGAAAGAGGAACGGGCUCCAUCUCCCUGAGGAAACGCAGGAGAAAAUCAAAGCGAUUAAGAAAAAGCUGAGCGUCCUUUGCAUAGACUUCAACAAGAACCUCAACGAGGACACCACCUACCUGCCCUUCUCGAAGGAGGAGCUCGGGGGGCUCCCUGAGGACUUCCUCAACUCCCUGGAGAAGACAGAGGAUGGCAAGCUGAAAGUCACCUUGAAAUACCCGCACUAUUUCCCUCUCCUGAAGAAGUGCUACGUGCCCGAGACGAGGAGGAAGGUGGAGGAAAUGUUCAACUCGAGGUGCAAAGAGGAGAAUUGCUUGAUCCUCAAGGAGCUGGUGGACUUGCGUGCUCAGAAGGCCGGCCUGCUGGGCUUCCACACCCACGCCGACUUCGUGCUGGAGAUGAACAUGGCGAAGAGCAGCAAGACGGUGGCCACCUUCCUGGACGAGCUGGCCCAGAAGCUGAAGCCCCUCGGGGAGAAGGAGCGGGCUGUGAUCCUGGACCUGAAGAAGAAAGAGUGCGAGAAGCGCGGCCUGGAGUUCGACAACCGCAUCAACGCCUGGGACAUGCGCUACUACAUGAACCAGGUGGAGGAGACCAAGUACAGCGUGGACCAGAACCUGCUGAAGGAGUACUUCCCCAUGCAGGUGGUCACCGCAGGCCUGCUGGCCAUUUACCAGGAGCUGCUGGGGCUCACCUUCCAGCUGGAGGAGAAGGCUCAGGUCUGGCAUGAGGACGUGCAGCUCUACACGGUGAAGGACACCUCCUCCGGCGAGACCAUCGGCAAAUUCUACCUGGACCUGUACCCGCGGUGA
Messenger RNA from Leptosomus discolor (cuckoo roller), 1273 nucleotides. The record is from RefSeq and is a predicted model, not a curated record. NCBI's taxonomy places the organism in Eukaryota, Metazoa, Chordata, Aves, Leptosomiformes, Leptosomidae.